Dovyalis caffra is the source of this 1479-nucleotide messenger RNA. NCBI's taxonomy places the organism in Eukaryota, Viridiplantae, Streptophyta, Magnoliopsida, Malpighiales, Salicaceae. The record is from the annotation of a GenBank genome assembly.
AUGGAGAGAGAGGAACAAAGUAUGUCUCUGAAUUCACCUUUAUGUGAAGGAAAUGAUGUUGGACUUAAUGAGGAGGGAAACCGAGAAAGGGGUAUCAGGAAGAAGGAAAUUAUUGAAGAAGUGAAAAGGCAGUUAUGGCUAGCGGGGCCUCUCAUAGCUGUGAGUCUAUUGCAAUAUUGUAUACAAAUGAUUUCUGUGAUGUUUGUAGGUCAUCUUGGUGAGUUAAGCUUGUCCGGUGCUUCAAUGGCCACUUCCUUCGCGUCUGUCACUGGUUUCAGCUUGCUGUUGGGAUUGGCAAGUGCGCUUGAUACAUUUUGCGGCCAGUCAUAUGGAGCAAGGCAGUUUCACAUGCUUGGCAUACACAUGCAGAGAGCCAUGUUUGUUCUUUUACUUGUUAGCAUACCCCUUGCUGUCAUCUGGGCAAACACAAGACCUAUUCUAAUUGCCUGCGGCCAACAGAAAGAUAUAGCAGAGGAAGCUGGACUGUAUGCCCGUUUCAUGAUCCCAAGCCUUUUCGCUUAUGGUCUUCUUCAAUGCCUGGUCAAAUUCUUACAGACUCAGAACAUAGUUUUCCCGAUGAUGGCAUGCUCGGGAAUUGCAACUUUACUUCACAUCCUUUGGUGUUGGCUUCUGGUAUUCAAUUUUGGCCUUGGAAAUAGAGGAGCUGCUUUGGCUAAUUCAAUCUCUUAUUGGAUCAAUGUAUUACUAUUGGCAAUUUAUGUCAAGUUCUCUUCUUCAUGUGCAAAAACCUGGACUGGUUUUUCAAAGGAGGCCUUCCAUGAUGUCAUUAAUUUUAUGAGGCUUGCAAUUCCUUCAGCUGUUAUGGUUUGCUUGGAAAUGUGGUCUUUUGAAUUGGUGGUUCUUUUGUCUGGUCUACUUCCUAAUCCGAAGUUGGAAACUUCAGUUCUUUCUAUUAGCCUCAAUACAGCCGCUACAGUUUGGAUGAUCCCUUAUGGACUAAGUGGUGCUGUCAGCACUCGGGUCUCAAAUGAGUUAGGAGCAGGGCAUCCAUACCUUGCACGUUUAGCAGUUUGCGUUGUCAUUGCCAUUGCUGUUACUGAGGGCAUUUUGUUAGCAAUAGUCCUGAUAUCAAUUCGCAAUGUUUGGGGCUACGCCUUUAGCAACGAAAUACAAGUUGUUAAAUAUGUAGCAGUCAUUUUGCCUCUUGUUGCAACAUCGAGCUUCUUAGAUGGACUCCAAUGUGUUCUUUCAGGCAAUGCCAGAGGAUGUGGUUGGCAGAAGAUUGGUGCAUACAUCAAUCUUGGAUCAUAUUAUUUAGUGGGAAUCCCCAUUUCCAUUUUAUUAGCUUUUGUCUUGCAUGUUGGAGGAAAGGGCCUUUGGCUGGGGAUAAUAUGUGCACUCAUUGUGCAAGUUUUUUCUCUUGCCACUAUCACCAUUCGUACUAAUUGGGAGCAAGAGGCAAAGAAAGCUACCGAGAGAGUAUAUGAUGCCAUAAUUCCAGUGGAUAUGGGAUCAUGA